AUAACCUCAUUUCUUUUAUUGUUUACAUGUUGUAAAAACGUGAAUGUUUUAAUAUUUUUAAUUUUAAAAUAAUUUAAUAUUGAAAAUGGAAUACAGUGUGGGUAGUCUGGCGGACCUGAUUUCGGGUCAGAAGACUACGAAUAAGCCGAAAGUGGUCCAAAAAAAGUUUGUCCCCAUAAAAAAGGUGAAGACACAACCCCCUGAUACCUCCUCAAAACCUGAUGUCAAACAAAAGGCGAAAAAGACUAUUAAAGGUGAGGCAAGCCCCACUGAAAGUAAAUUCAUAAAAAAGGUGGAUAAACCUAAGCUUAAGACCAGCUUUAAGGCUAAAAACAAGCUUAAAGAGGGCGGUAAAUUCAAAAAAAGUCCCAGCAACAAAACUGAAAAGUCAAACGGCCCCUCUCCAAAGAAGCCUAAAAACAAACGGAAAUUGAACAAUUCAGAAAUAGAUGUGGCGGACAGUGAUACUGAAGAAUCCUCCCCCAAAAAACCAAAACUUAGUGUAAAUGAGCAAAAUGCAGCUGGCAGAAUAAAAAAUAAGAAAAACAAAGAAAUUAAGAACUCUAGUGAAUAUAAGGACCGAACCCUUUUUGUUGGUAACAUACCCAUUACAAUAAAAAAGAAGCAAAUUAAGGCACACUUUCAGAAAUAUGGGCCUAUUGACACCAUCAGGAUCAGGGGUAUUGCAGUGGCAGACCCUAACACUUCUAAAAAAAUUGCCGCAAUAAAGAAAGAAUUUCACCCAGAUAGGAAAACUGUGUAUUGUUUUAUAAGAUUUAAUAACCCAGAAGAUGCCAAAAAGGCAGAAGCUGAAAAUGGGGCUCUGUUUAUGGAACACCAUAUUAGAGUAAACUGCUGUGAAUCCAAUGAUAAACCUGAUGAGUCAAAAGCAAUUUUUGUCGGAAACAUGCCUUUUAAUGUAGAAGAUGAGGAGUUAUGGAACCUGUUUAAACCUUGUGGCCCGAUUUCCCAUAUAAGGGUAGUUAGAGAUGGUAGAACAGGGAUGGGCAAGGGCUUUGGCUAUGUUAAUUUCCAAGAUGGUGAUGGGGCUCAAGUUGCUCUUGAAAUGGGCACUGUAAAGCUCAGAGAUAGAGAAUUGAGAAUAUCCGCUUGCGAUAAUAACAUGGCAAAAAAGCAGAAAACAGGUAAGAAACCCAGGCACAGGAAUCAAAGACGCCCAAAAACUGAAGAAACUAAUGUAGAGGGAUCUGAAAAGAAACCUGAGUCCAAAGGGGCUUUUGGUGGAACUAAAUUCACUGACAAAAAGAAGAAGAGGAAAUUCAGUAAAGCAACAAAUCAAAAGAAGACCUUAGCGCAAAAGUUGACAGCCCCUGGCCCUAAGUCAGUAGAUCAGUAAGAACUUAACUAAUUAGACUUGAUUAUUAGAAAUAAAAUGCCAUUUAAGUUAA
Messenger RNA from Anthonomus grandis grandis, 1409 nucleotides. Its product is annotated as RNA-binding protein 34. Gene Ontology annotation, molecular function: RNA binding. The transcript has 5 exons. The coding region runs from base 86 to 1357 and encodes 423 amino acids. The record is from RefSeq and is a predicted model, not a curated record. NCBI's taxonomy places the organism in Eukaryota, Metazoa, Arthropoda, Insecta, Coleoptera, Curculionidae.